AUGCUAUGCCGUAUGCUCAUUGUAACAGCUUUCCUACUGAUUCUGCCUGCGUUUUCAAGCACGUCACCUGCCGAAUACGACCUCAUGGGCAUGCCGGCCCUGAGGAACGAGGAUUACAGCGGGAAGGGCGAUAAUACCUUAACAUCAGCAGAAAGUGAAGAAAUUGAAGCGCUUGAGCAACCUCAAGGCUAUUCCGGAGAGCAGAGACUUGGUACGCAUGCGAAGCUCCCGUCGGAAGCAUACUUGUCAACGGGCGUCGCACGACCAUGGCUUGACAGAGCUCAUCUAUCUGGCGCUUAUGUAGAUUAUGGACACACACAUGAUCCCACCGUACGACCACCUAGCACUAUCCAUCAUACUUCUGCUCCUGACCUCAGCGAGCAUCCCCGCACAGACCAUCAGGACCUUAUCACGCUGGCCCAUUCUCUGGACGGAGAACACUCGUACUGCUUGACUUCAGCAAGUGGGCAGUGCUUCCCAUGUCAGGUCGAGAAUCCGGAUGAUGAGAACCCUUGUGCGAGUGAUGACAACUUUUUCAGGGACUACGACAAAUGUUCCGUACCGUACUAUUACUUCGGCAAUGUGACGGAUGAAUCGAUUUGCGGAGAUGCGAAUUUCCUGCAUGCUGGUGUUUAUGUGGCUAUUCAGGUCCGCCCUCGCAAUAUUGGGUAUCAGAACCUCACCACCGCCCAGAAGGCCAAAGUGGGGCAAAUGAUUGCGUUCAUGCAGAUCAGCGGUUUGUUGACCUUCACCCUCCAGCUGGACUGCCCCUGGCUGGCGGUGGUGGACCCCAGCAGGCCCGGAGCGUUCAUCCGUAUGUCUAUCCGUCACCCCAACGGCACCGUCUGGAAUCGAACCAUCAGCCAGACCAGCUCAGGCUCUCUUUACGUAAGCUGCAUAUCGUUUGCCGUACAGGCCAAGACGCUGAAUCCAAACAAUUCCGGUGACAAUGGCUGCGAUCCCAUCACGUACACAGUGACGGUGUCAUUUCUGACGGAGACGUACCAGCCGCCGUCCCCGUCGCCGCCACCACCGCUCCUGCCUUCCGUACCGCGGCGACCCUUACUGCCUCCGUCGCCCUUACCGCCGCCGCCGGCGCCGCCGGCGCCGCCGGGCUGCCUACGCGUAACCGCCCGUACGGGCAAGCUAUACAGCGAGUACGUACUAACCGAUUCGGGUAAUUUGACGGUUGGCAGUUAUGACUCCAGAACUAUAAAACUGGACCUUUCCAUGACGCAAUUCUUCGCUGCGGAUGACAGCAUCGUCAUGGAUCUGUACCGACAGACACUGCCGCUACCCACCGACUGCCCGGCUGCCGAAGAUGUGGGAUAUUCGGGCACCGUGGCCUACAAGAUUUCGCCCAACUGCAGCACCAAAUCAACGCGCUUGCUUGUGGAUGUCUCCUCGGUGAUGCCCUGUUAUGCCGACAACCCGGCUGUUGUGGGGACCUUUAUUAUUUGGUUGGCGGUGUACACGGGCCCAACGGUAGCACCACCUUCCCCACCUCCGUCAGCUCCAUCACCGCCGCCGUCACCGCCGUCACCGCCGUCACCACCCCAACCGCCGUCACCGCCUACCUACCCCCUCAGCCCACAACCCAAACCGCCAACCCUUCCAACACCCACUCCCGCACGGCCGACGCUACUUCCGGCAGUCAACUAUUCCCCCAUGUCGCGAAAACAACCACCGGCGCCGGUACCGCCGGCGCCGUCAGCAGUACCGCCGAUGGCCCCGCCGGCGCCGCCGCCCCUCGUGGGCACAUUGGAAACGUACGUGAACCUUUCCAAUGCCGUAGAUCCAAAUACGACACUCCCGGAGAUUCCAGGUGCCGUUGUCUAUGUGGAUUUUAACUACCUAACCGCCACGGCCCGGUUCCAGGGUGAUUCGCCGUACGCCAGCUGUGCAUCUUCCGUACAAAGUAGCCUCCUGACGGCGCUGUCCGGCUUGCUCAACUUCCCAGCCGGCAACAUGACGUCAUCUUGUACGGUGGAAAGCACUUCUUCAUCAUCUUCGUCUAGUGCUACCGGGCGCCGACUAAACGCAGAUAGCUCGUCGAGCUGUACUUCAAUGGUAAAGACGUAUAUCACCUUCAAGAUUGAUCCUGCCGUACCCAUGACGUCAUUCAAGUCGUCCGUGUACAAGAUUCUCAACAACGGCGGCGUCUCGGGCGUGUGUCCUCUGGGCCUUAUGGAUGGGACAUGGGCGACGGAGGGAUCCACGGUCCGCGCUAUCUCCACUGGGAACUCCUCCUACACAGAUUGCGGCUCCUUUAGCGAUGCCGUACAGUCGGCGUUGUCGUCCUCCGGUGCUACCUCCGCCGCCGCAUCCAACUGUCGUACACUCCAGUUCUCUGACGGCUUGGGAUCGCCGCCGCCGCCCGCCCCCGCCGCUGCCGUCAUUCUAGCCGCCGCCGCCGCCAAAAAAGGCGGGUUUCCUAUUAUGGCAAUUGCGGGUGCUGCGGGAGGCAUCAUCGCCGGCCUUCUUGCCCUGGCAGCAUUCCUCUACUAUAGGAGGAAGAAGAAGAAGGGCAACGCCUUCACGGUAACCUCAGGAGCCGAACCCGGCGUGGCUGACGUCUUUGAGGCGAAGACGGAAGCGGUGCCCGGAGCUGAUGUCGGCAGCGCGGCCGCCGCUGGCGGCGGCGGCGGCGGCGGUGGCGACGGCGUGCCGGGCGGCGCGACGGCGUGGGUCGGCGUGGCCGGAGGAGCCGUUCCUGGAUCUGCUUUUGGUAAGGGCCAGGGCGGUGGCGGCGACGCCGUCGCAGGUAAGGACGCGGCCGCGGCGGCGGCGGUGGCGGCGGCGGCAGGGACACUAGACCCGGGAACCAUGUCGCAGACGUCCAGCGGCAACGGCGGCGUUGGCGGCGCUGGCGGCACGUUUCUCGCCGGGCCCAGCGCAUCUAUUUCCGGCGCGUCGGCGGUCACCUUGGGAAUGGAAUCCAGCGCGGCGGCGCUGGCCGCUAGCGGCGGCGGCGGCGGCCCCGUCGAGACUGGCGGCGCGCUGUUCCGAAAGACAAGCAAGGCGCUUGGGGAGCCGGGCAGUGGUGGAGGCGAGGCUGGUAGCGGCGGAGGCUCUGCUACAGCCUCACCGCGAAGGACGACGGAUGCUGACGGCAGCGGCGGCGGCGGCGGCGGCGGUGGGGCGUUGGGCGCGCUGCUGCUACGCAACGUCGCCGCGAAGGCAAAGGUUCUGCCGCCGCUGCAAAGCGCCGCUGGGGCACACCUGCCAGAGCUCGAUCCGAAUUUGGCACCGCCAGCGCUGGCAGGCAAGGCAGUACUGCCAACUGUUACCGGCGGCGCCGCCGCCGCCGCUGCUGCGGGCACUACUGGCGGCGUCGGCGGCAGCACCAGCAGCGCCGGCGGCGCUGCCGCUGCUGACGUGGCGGCGCUCCUCGUCCCGAAAGGCCGCAAGUCAGCGUUACCAGCGUUAGGGGUCCCCGUCAGCCAGUCUCUUGCCGUACCGUCCGCCAGCAAUCCGCUCGUGAAGCCGCUGCUGCCUGCCCUGCAUACGGCAGAGCACUCUCCCUCUGCAGCCGCAGCCGCCGGGGAGACCGGCGGAGGGGAAGUAGACAGUGCAUUUGCCGGGUCGAGCGCGGCCGGCGCCGCCGCCGCUGCCGCCGCUGCAGCGGCGGCGACGCCGACGCGCGCCUCCGCCACCAUCCCCGGUAGCCUUCACUCGUCCUCCAUGAACGGGGCGGCAGGUCGUGCAUUGGAGGCGAAGUACGGCGGCAAUAUUGGAGACGGUUUGGACGGCUUGGUGGAGGAGACCCAAAGCAGUGGGCCUUCGGUUGCAAGCACUCACGGUUUGUUCGUUCGUACGGGCGAAGCUUCGGGCGGCACAUCAUUGAAGGUCCCGACACUGGCGGAGGUCUCUGGAGAGCUCCAGCCUUUGGACAGCACGGAAGCUGGCGCCGCCGGCGCCGCGGCUGCGGCGGGGGCGGCUGGCGCCGCCGCCGCCACGGGUGUCGGUGUCGGCAGUGGACGCCGCAGCAGUGCCGGUGGGAGUGGCAAGGAGUGGGUUGUGCCUGUGACGCCCACUGCCGGGGAUGGGCACGCCGCCGCGGCUGGUGGUGCCGCAACCCCAUCGGGCAAGGGCUUCUUCGGAAAAAUGUUUGGCGGCAUGUUUGGCGGCGGCGGCAGCGGCGGCGGCGGCGGCAGCGGCGGCGGCGGCGGGGCGGCAAAAGAGCCUGCCGGCAGCUUUGUAUCGCCUCGCGGUGGUUCGGCGACGACGUCGGAGCUGCCGACGUUAGCGGAACUGGACGCGGCCGCCGCCACCGCGGCGGCAGCGGCCGCUGCCACGGGAGCAGCGGCAGGUUCGGACUUUGUCCGUACAGCUCAUGCAGGAGCUUUGAGUCGUGGACCAUCGGUAAGCGGGUUUGGUGUGCCGACACUGGGAAUGGAGCUCGGCAGCGCCGUCAGUGGUGCCGUCGCCGCUGGGCCAGGCCCGCGCGUCACCGGCAUGGGCACCACAUGGCAGAACUCCGCCGCCGCCGCCGUACCGACGGAGGGCGCCGCCAGCGCAGGUACUGCACCCAGCAUCCGUACCGGUGCCAUCCUUACCAGCGGCGGCGCCGCCGCUGGUGCCGCUGCGGCGCCCGACGUCAGCACGGACGCCGCCCCUGGCGGCGCCGCUGCGGCCUCGUCGGACGUACCUGCGGACCGCCCUCGAAACGCUUUGCCAUCUAUCCAUUUGAAGAGCACGACGCAACUUAGAGCAGCAGCCAAUAUUGGCAUUGAUGUGGCUGAGGACGGCAGCGGCGGCGGCAACUGGGCUACUGCCGCCGCCGCCGCCGCCGGCGGCGCCUCAGCUUUCCAAGGUCGCCGCGGCUCCCGUACGAGAGGCUUGUUCGGUGACGGUGCCGGAAGCGGCGGCGGCGCCUCCGACGGACGCUCGCCGCCAGGAUCUGGGAGUAGCAGGAGAUCCGUACAUCUGAAGCGUGCUGGCGCUGCCGGCGAUGUGGGUGGCGAUAUCGACGGCGAGGAUGCCGCCAGAAGCCCUUCAAGCCCUAGGAGAGGGGUACCCGGGGGACAGCGUAGUCGUACAAGCCGUUCUGCGAUUGGCGGAGACGUUGGCGACGACGGCGACGCCGCUGCUACGGCGAUCACCGGCGCCGGUGCCAGGGCUGGUUUCAGAGAGAAGCCCUCCGGCGUUCGAUUGCGGUUGGGCGACGGCGGCGACGUGGGUGACGUGGACGGAGACGACGACGACGCAGCAGCUGGUGGGGUUUCAAAGGGCAUGGCCAAAUUCAAACGAGGCGGCGACGGCCCCGGCGGUGAAUUCGAUGAAGAUGACGCCGCCGCCGCGGCGGCUGGCGGUGCCGCUGGCGGGAAGUGGGGCCAGGGCAUGGCCAAAUUCAAACGAGGUGGCGACGGCCCCGGCGGUGAAUUCGAUGAAGAUGACGCCGCCGCCGCGGCGGCUGGCGGUGCCGCUGGCGGGAAGUGGGGCAAAGGCACGGCCAAAUUCAAACGAGGCGGCGACGGCCCCGGCGGUGAAUUCGAUGAAGAUGACGCCGCCGCCGCGGCGGCUGGCGGUGCCGCUGGCGGGAAGUGGGGCAAAGGCAUGGCCAAAUUCAAACGAGGUGGCGACGGCCCCGGCGGUGAAUUCGAUGAAGAUGACGCCGCCGCCGCGGCGGCUGGCGGUGCCGCUGGCGGGAAGUGGGGCAAAGGCACGGCCAAAUUCAAACGAGGCGGCGACGGCCCCGGCGGUGAAUUCGAUGAAGAUGACGCCGCCGCCGCGGCGGCGGCGGCUGCCGCUGGCGGGAAGUGGGGCCCCGCUGGCCACAGCAGCGUGCGGUUCAAUCGGCCCCGGCGAUGCGAUGAAGAUGACGCCGCCGCCGCGGCGGCUGGCGGUGCCGCUGGCGGGAAGUGGGGCAAAGGCAUGGCCAAAUUCAAACGAGGCGGCGACGGCCCCGGCGGUGAAUUCGAUGAAGAUGACGCCGCCGCCGCGGCGGCUGGAAGCGCCGCUGGCGGGAAGUGGGGCCAGGGCACGGCCAAAUUCAAACGAGGCGGCGACGGCCCCGGCGGUGAAUUCGAUGAAGAUGACGCCGCCGCCGCGGCGGCAGCUGCUAGCGGCGGCAAGGCCGGCCCCGCUGGCCACCGCAGCGUGCGGUUCAAUCGGCCUGGCGAUGCGCAAGGCGGCGGAAUGGAUUCGGAGCACCUUGAUGGAGGGUCUCCUUCCAUUGCCAAAAAGGCGUCUUCAGGCCAACGAAGCGUCCGCUUCAACCGCCCGGGCGACGGCACCAACGGGGACCUGGAAGACGACGACGCCGUCGCCGCUGCCGCGGCGGCGAAGCUUGCUGGCGGCGCAAAGGCCGGCGGGGGCCGCAGCGUCGGCCGCUUUAACCGCCCCGACGGCGGCCAAAGCGCGGGCGACGUGGAUGAGGAGGCGGCGGCGGCGGCGGCGGCGGCAGCCGGUCACCCGGCUGGGCUGCCGCCCAAUCUCCGCAACUUCAACAGGCCGGGUUUGGGAGAUCAUGACGGCUCCAUUGACCCCGAGGCUGCUGCCGCGGCGGCAGCGGCGGCGGCGGCGGGCGCGCCACCUCCGGUCACAGGCUUCGGCAAGCCGUCUAGGAAGAUGAAAUUCGCGCCCGGAACAGGGGAGGGCGCGGAUGACGUCGGCGAUGACGGAGGCAGCAGCCCUCAGAACCCGGCUCCCGGUCCUACCCGCUCGGGAAGGUCCGUGGGCGGCGGACGGAGUGUACGGCAGUUCAAGUAUGCGGACAUCAACGGUGUGGACGAGGACGAUGUGGAAGAGGAGCUAUUGGAUGAUGCACCGCAGCUGUCAGCCAAUGCGACGGCGGAGGAGCGUUGGAUGCAUGAGCGCGAGAUGCGGCGGCGCGCUCUUUUGGAGCAGAUGAAGGGCAAUGCCUGGGGCGGAUCUGUGAAGCACCGUGAAAGAUGCUGA
Molecule: messenger RNA, 6903 nt
Organism: Volvox carteri f. nagariensis
Lineage: Eukaryota; Viridiplantae; Chlorophyta; Chlorophyceae; Chlamydomonadales; Volvocaceae
Exons: 22
Coding region: 1-6903 (2300 amino acids)
Source: RefSeq, a predicted model, not a curated record